UAUUAACUAAAUCGAAAGAUCUCAUAAGAUGAUAAUAUAAAUAAACUAUUCCUUUUUGGACAAGAAAUAAUACAGGAACCUAUGCAAGGAAAAGUUAACCUUAAAAAAGUAUUAAAACAGGAAGUACCCGCCCUUUUGAAGUCGCCAUAUUGUCCAUGUCUUCCGCUUUCAGAGGCGAAUCACAAAGGGGUGGCAAACAGGAUUAAGAAAUUGCCAAUAAUUCUGUCCAAGUUUUCAUUUCAAGCUUCAUCUUAUUAUUUUAUAAUUGUGUAAACAUGUCAGAACCUAAUACCGAUCACAUUGACUCCGUAGAAGAAGAAUUAGAAGUGGAAUCUAACUACAAACCCCCACCAGAAAAAACAAUAGAACAAAUCCUAGAGACAGAUAAAGAAGAUGAAAGUUUACGCAAAUAUAAAGAAACUCUUUUGGGAGAAGCAAAGUCUGGAGGUGUUGUUGUAGAUCCAAAUGAUCCCAGGAAAGUAAUAGUAAAGAAGUUAGCGCUGUGCGUAGCAGAUCGGCCAGAUAUGGAAUUAGAUUUAACAGGUGACCUUUCUCAGUUAAAGAAACAGACAUUUGUAAUAAAAGAAGGUGUUAGCUACAGAAUCAGGAUUGACUUUAUUGUUCAACGUGAAAUUGUGCAUGGCCUAAAAUAUGUUCAAAAAACUUAUCGUCUUGGAAUGCCAGUGGAUAAGAUGAUGCAUAUGGUGGGUUCUUAUCCUCCAAAAACGGAAAUUCAAUCAUAUACAACACCGACGGAGGAUGCACCAGCUGGAGUAAUGGCACGUGGUUCUUAUAGUGUAAGCUCUUUGUUUACUGAUGAUGACAAACACGAACACCUAAAGUGGGAAUGGUCAUUUGAAAUUAAGAAAGACUGGAAAGAGUAAGCUCCCUUUUAUAAUGGGAAGCCCUACAACGAUCGCAAUUAAAAUAAAAAUGCCAAAAGGGACUCUAAUUUUUAUAGAUAUUCAGUCAUACUGCGAUGCCAUAACUGUAUUUUUUAAGUAAUAAGAGAAAGAGUAACAUUGA
Messenger RNA from Bombus huntii, 1026 nucleotides. It is a transcript of the gene RhoGDI, whose product is annotated as rho GDP-dissociation inhibitor 2. Gene Ontology annotation, cellular component: cytosol; membrane; cytoplasm. Lineage: Eukaryota; Metazoa; Arthropoda; Insecta; Hymenoptera; Apidae. The coding region runs from base 276 to 884 and encodes 202 amino acids. Gene Ontology annotation, biological process: Rho protein signal transduction. Gene Ontology annotation, molecular function: protein binding; Rho GDP-dissociation inhibitor activity. The record is from RefSeq and is a predicted model, not a curated record. The transcript is spliced from 4 exons.